Molecule: messenger RNA, 1010 nt
Organism: Aspergillus candidus
Lineage: Eukaryota; Fungi; Ascomycota; Eurotiomycetes; Eurotiales; Aspergillaceae
Product: putative SNF7 family protein Fti1/Did2
Exons: 2
Coding region: 194-823 (209 amino acids)
Biological process (GO): endosome transport via multivesicular body sorting pathway; late endosome to vacuole transport; protein transport
Cellular component (GO): multivesicular body; ESCRT III complex
Source: RefSeq, a predicted model, not a curated record
CGAACGUUGCCUCCCACUUGCUUGCGCCAGAAACUGCCUCUCACCUACUCGACUUUGACAUCUUUCUCACUUUUUUGUCUUCGACUUUCGCGGUCUACUUGAUAUAUACGUUGGAAAUAUCCAUUUUCCAUAACCAACCCCACAAAAAAGAAAGCGAAACCAGAAGAAGCGUCCCACCCCCGCCUUAAUCAAAAUGGUUCGCAAGGAUCCAAUCUUCGAAGCCCGGACUAAUGUCAAGUUACAUUCCAACAGGCUCAAAAAAGAGGCUUCUCGCGCAGAGUCCACCUUCAAAUCCGAGAAAGCCAAGGCCGACAAGGCCAUGAAAAACCGCGAAUUCCAAAUCGCCCGCAUCCAUGCCUCGUCCGCUGUGCGCGAAAAACGCCGACAGGUUACCCUGAGAGCGGAAGCCGCUCGGGCUGAUGUGAUAAUCAACGAGCUCAAGGCGGCGCAGAGCACUCGCGACACUUCUCGGACGCUGGCGCUGGCGUCCCGGGGUCUGGACGCCGCAUCGAAGAGUGUCAACCUUGAGCAUCUGGUCUCUCACGCGAACAACUUCCUUGCACGCUCGGAAGAUUUCAAGAUCGCUAGUAGUGCUAUUGAGGAUGUCGCCUCGGGGAUCUCGAUGCAGGAAUACGGUGCGGAGGGAGAGACUGAUGUUGACCGUUUAAUGGAGCAACUUGCUGAUGACGCCGGCGUCGAUAUGCGAAUGGCUUUGGAAACAAACCCGGCUCCGAAGGAAGAUGUCAAAGAUCAGAAGCAGACCGACACGGAACUCGAAGAUGGGCUGGGGGCCAGGCUACGUGCUCUUCGCGCGGCGAAUUAAACCAGCACCGGGCUUUCUCGAUCCUUUUCGUCUGGUAGGAUUGUGGAAGGUGGUGUCUUGACAGCUGCACAUCUAUCCCUUUCGUGCUUUAAGAUUUGAACUGUCAACCCCCAUGCAGUCCCGUUUUCACUUUUCUUCCCUAUGGAUAUUAAUGAAGUUACGCCCUUUUUAUGGUAAUAACACGAGC